This is a messenger RNA of Penicillium maclennaniae, 489 nucleotides long. RefSeq lists its product as uncharacterized. Lineage: Eukaryota; Fungi; Ascomycota; Eurotiomycetes; Eurotiales; Aspergillaceae. Bases 1 to 489 code for a protein of 162 amino acids. The transcript has a single exon. The record is from RefSeq and is a predicted model, not a curated record.
AUGAAUACCUCAGAUUCAGGCACGGAUAGCGGCCGCUCACGUGACUCAUUCCCUGAAGUUCCCGACCUUGAAUCCGCAGAUUCUGGUCCUUCGUUGCGCCAUAAGAAAACCGCCAUUGGACCCCCCUUGUCCUCACACCAGCGACUGCAACGGGUGACCUGUGCUCGGAUCUCUAUCUUCGCUCUUUCUACCUCUCCCGCAGUCCCCAAAAUGCCCGCUGCCACCCGUGCCGUUCUGCGGCAAUCGCAGUUCCUGACCCGGAGAACCGUCGUCAGACACUCCUCGUCCACCUCCGAGGCCGCCAACAAGGCCAGCCAGACUGCCUCUUCGGCUGCCUCCAAGGCUUCCGAGGGUCUGUCCAAGGCCUCUGCUGCCGCUGGCCCGGCCAUCUCCAACGCUGCCACUGCCCUCCGGAAGGUUGGCGGCCCUGUCGGCAAGGUCGUCGCUUUCGUCGACUGUAAGCGAUACCCUCAUACUCGGAAGAUCUGA